ACUUUUAUCUGCACCUCAACAGCGUGAACAGUUCAAAUGGGCUCAGUAUCCUCCAUUCUGCACAAAAAACGUAAAACAUCUGCUAAAGUGGGGCCUAAUUUGCCUGCGUCAUCCACGAGCCAUGCCUAUGACGCUGAAUUUGAUGAAAGCCCACACUUUUACCACAGCGGCCAAUUUCCAAGGUUGCUUCCCCAACCUUCACCACACCCACAUGUCACGGUGAACCACACAUCAUACUUUGGGUGUAUAGUUGUGAGGAGAGAAGACCAUAAUAACGGAAGUUGGAACCAUGAUAUUGUCCAAGUGACCCCCCCAGUGUUGGAGGAAUAAGGGAGAUACAAGCCUCGUACGGCGUAGUACAAAGGCAAGAAGUGGCACAAGGGCCAAAUUGGGAAAGUCCAGUAGUUGAGGUGGCCCGUGCACCUAAUAAAUAGAAAUUUUUUGGUUCCGUCUUCACUUAUAUACGCUGCCAUUGUCAGGCAGACACCUCGGACCUUCUCUCGAAGUCUGAGGUGAGAUACGUUUAUUCUAGAACUUAUGAGUACUUAGCUUAUGUCUCUUUUCAGUUUAUUACUUGCUAGGUACAUUCCUUUGAAUAUUACAGAGCUUCUCUCGAAGUCUGAGUUUAUAACUUGCCCGAGAAGGACACCAUAGGUGUCCCGAAACUCGAACACGAUGGUUCGAACUGGUCCAUUUAUCGGACACGUCUCGAAUGGGCUCUGGCCGACAGAGACUGUGUCGAACACCUCUUGGGAACUGCACCCAAGCUGACGCCUACACCGCCUGCCGCUGCACAGAGUGCACAGGCCAGCUCCGGG
Messenger RNA from Serpula lacrymans var. lacrymans S7.9, 818 nucleotides. RefSeq lists its product as uncharacterized. NCBI's taxonomy places the organism in Eukaryota, Fungi, Basidiomycota, Agaricomycetes, Boletales, Serpulaceae. Bases 37 to 330 code for a protein of 97 amino acids. The record is from RefSeq and is a predicted model, not a curated record. The transcript is spliced from 3 exons.